AUGGGAGUCCGCAGCAGCAGUGGGAGCAGCAGCAGCCGCGCGCAGCCUGCGCCAGGGAAGCCUGCGCCCGACAGGAGCUCCGGUGGCGCGGCAUGCCCUCCCGGCGUCGCCGCCGCCGCCUCCGCGGGCGCUCGCCCGGGACUGAGUGCCGCCUCGGCCCGCCGCCCCUGGCUCUGGCCUCUCCCGAGCGCCUCCCAGGUUCUGCUAGCCCCGAGUCUUCCAGGAGGAUGCGAGUCACCGGGCGCUACCUCUAGAGGGGCCCCGGUGGGAGCCGCCUCUCCAAUCCCUGGGCUCUGUGCCCGCCGACCUCCUCUGGUUCUGGACCUCGGGGACCCUGAAUUGAGUCCCCCUGCACCAACUAACCCCAGUGUUUACCCUGAUCCUGAGAGAGGGGCCACUGGGCCACCAUGCCUGGUUUGGACAGUCCCGGGGACCCCACCAGUCUGGCUCUUAGCCCAGCGGUACUGGGACUUGCGAGGGAAGGCGCCAAGGAACGAGCGCCCCCAGAGGCGCUCCGCGGCUCCAGUCUCGGCGGGUGGGGUGGGUGUGUACGGGGGUGAGUGGUCGCCAAGUGGCGACUUCCUCCUUCCCUUUCCUCUAGGACCCUUCUUCCUCACCGCUGCCUUUCCGCGGAGACGCUCUCAGGCAUCCCCAAGUCCAGUUCCUGAGUCCUGCAGGGUGUCUACAGUCGUUUGGGACCGAGGGUUUCUCAGGGCGUCCUGCGGAAAGCCGCUCGCUGCCGGGCCCCUCCAAGGCGCCAGGAGCUGGGAACUGCGGAGCCCAGAACACCUCCUGGGGCUGAUCCGGACUCGCUGCUGAUCGAAGCUCGCUGUUUCGUGGGCCGGUCUCCUCUUGAGACUCCAAGUCCACGAUGGCGGUGGCAGUGACGGAGGCGACGGCUGCGCUCCUCUCUCAGUGGCCCGGCCCUCCUUGGGCCCUGGGCGAACUUGGGCAGCAGCCGCGCGAGGCUGGCGCUGCUGGGCUCUGAGCACCUGCUACUGCGCUCGCUGGCCCCGCGGCUCAGGGCGGGCGGGGCGGCGGCGGCCGCGGCAAGCACUGUUCGCUCCUGGAGACGCGGUGCUGACGCUCCCGGCUCCUCCUUGCUGCAUUUUAAUUCCUGGCCACUGUGGCCGCUGCACACCGAGCGGGAAGCCUCUUCUUGGAGUUGCGGGGGAGAGGGGUGCAGCACAGAUGUGGUCGGUUGUGCCGGCUUGUGGAAGAGAUGGAGAGUAGUAAAAAUGUUGUGUUUAUG
Molecule: messenger RNA, 1252 nt
Organism: Acomys russatus (golden spiny mouse)
Lineage: Eukaryota; Metazoa; Chordata; Mammalia; Rodentia; Muridae
Product: basic proline-rich protein-like
Exons: 2
Coding region: 1-819 (272 amino acids)
Source: RefSeq, a predicted model, not a curated record